UAUUAUACACACACACAUAUAUAUACACACACAUAACUCUAAUAGAUGUUGCUGUGCUUGACUGAAUUACCUAUGUCCUUUAAAUCUGUGAAAUAUAAACAUAGUGCUUUCCUCAGCUGGAUUAGCCCCUCCUGACCUUCUGGGUACCCUUCCCAGGAAGGGAGAAGUCUUUGGUCCUCCAGCUACUCUUUUCAUCACUUUUCCUGAUAUCUGCUCAUGUAGGGAUAGCUCUGUCCCUCUACCCUUACAUAAACUGGAAUUUCAACCAUUCCACAAACCUGUUUGUAUUCUUGACUAAUCAACCGCCUGUCCUUCAGUUGGUUCAGUUCACCCAUUUGCCCUCUUCCCCCCUCCCCCAUACAUUCUUGUACAAUGAAGACUUUAUGGCCUUGGGUCAAGUGGUAACAUAAAAACAGUAAUAAUAAUAACAUUAACAAAAAUGAGGGAGAUGUACUACAUAUAUAUGCGGGAUGAUGGCCAAGGAGAGACAUACGUUUUGCAACAGUUUGACUGAAGUCCUAAGUUGGUUAAGGUUUAUGGAGAGAUAGAGCAGAUGAUUGGAGGAAAGCCAAAGGGUCUGGGGCCGAAAGGAAAAAUACCUCAGUUCCUUUCCACCUCCUUUUAUCCCUUCAAAGGGAUUACUGUCUAUUAUUAUCCGUCUCUGUCCAGGAAUAAUCAUUCAGAACUUCCAUUGAAUACCUUUCUCUAUCACGUGACUCUUUCCCUGAAGAUCCUACUGCACUUCUCCGAGCUAGGCCUAAGGAUCUGUUCUGUAGUGCAAGGUUCGAGGUGGAAUAUAUGCAGGAUGACGCAUGGGGGUGGCAGGAAGAAAAUAUUAGAACUUUAAUUUAUAUUUUUAACCUAAAAAUUAAUUAAGCAUGACUAAUGUUUACUGAUUGACACUGGCACCAUUACUGGGUCUGUCAGAUGAUGGGUCACAUGCCAUGUUGACCUUCCUCCUUGCAAAAACUAAAAGUACUGUGAAAUACUUUGUAACACCUCAGUAACUUAGAGUGGGGGACUGAGCAUGCUCAGGAGCCAGGGAUAGUUUGAACUGCUAGGAAGAAGUCUCCCUAACUGGGCAGCCAGCCACUCUGGAUCAUUCUGGCAGAGGCAUUGAAGGAGAAACAAGAUGGCAGCCCUACAUACAUCACCAGACUCCCCAACCUCCCAGCUGGAGAGAAUGGAAGUUAGACCAGAGUGUGAAGUUGAUCAUGAGGAAAGGGAGGGGAGCCCAGAUCUGGUUGAGGACAGCCCAGAGGAGAUUGAGGGGAGUCCAGAACCAAUGGAAGAGAGCCCAGAUGAGGGUGAGGGGAGCCCAGAGCCAAUUGAGGGCAGCCCAGAAGAGGAUGAGGGCAGCCCAGAGGAGGAUGAAGGCAGCCCAGAGGAGGAUGAAGGCAGCCCAGAGGAGGAUGAAGGCAGCCCAGAGGAGGAUGAACGAAACUCAGAGCUGAUUGAUGGAAGCCCAGAAGCGAUUGAUGACCUACCAGAGCCUAUUGAUGGCAUCUCAGAGCCCAUCCUGGGCAGCCCAGAGCCCAUGAUGGGUAGCCCAGGGCCUAUCGAUGACAUCCCAGAGCCCAUUGAUGGCAUCUCAGAGCCCAUCAUGGGCAGCCCAGAGCCUAUUGAUAGCAUCCCAGAGCCCAUCAUGGGCAGCCCAGAGGUGAUUGAGGGCAGCCCAGAGCCUAUCAUGGGCAGCCCAGAGGUGAUCGAGGGCAGCCCAGAGCCUAUCAUGGGCAGCCCAGAGGUGAUCGAGGGCAGCCCAGAGUCCAUUGAGGGUAGCCCGGAGCCGAUUAUGGGCAGCCCAGAGGUGAUCGAGGGCAGUCCAGAGCCCAUUGAGGGUAGCCCAGAUGUGAUUGAGGGCAGCCCAGAGCCAGAACCACAGGAACCAUUGAACCGUGACUCUAAAAUGGAGUCCCCAGUUCUUCAGGAGAAGGCUGUGUCAGUUUCCUGGGUUCCAGCUAUUUUUAAGAAAGAGAUCCUUGAUGAUGAUGAGACAUCGACUGACUUCCUAACUACUGAGUCCCAGGGACUGGUGACAUUUGAAGAUGUAGCUGUGUAUUUCUCCUUGGAGGAGUGGGGAAGGCUAAAUGAAGCUCAGAAGGAUCUUUACAAGGAAGUCAUGCAGGAGAACUAUGGGAUUCUGGUGUCCCUGGGUUAUCCAAUUCCUAAACCUGAUGUAAUCUCUCGAAUGGAGCGUGGGGAAGAAUUAUGGGUCCCAGACAGUCCUGUUCCUGAGGAAGGAGAUAUUGUAACUGGUGUCUACACAGGUGGUUGGUUCUGGAAUGAGGAUGAGGAGGAUGAAGAUGAGGAUGAAGAAGAAGGUCCUCUAGAGACCCCUGAGGAAUCGGAGCCACCAGGAGUAUGGUCAGCAGCCUAUGGUGUGGGAGAUGUCCCUGGAACCUGGGGACCUGAUGAUUCCAUCCAGGUCCAGCCAACAGAUUUAUGGGGAGGAGACCCCUCAAAUAUGGGCAUGAUCACUGAAGGACAAGAGAUCAAGCCCAUUCUUCAUAGUGGGGAGGCAGGUGCCCCACUCCUGCCCCCCUGGGCAUUCUCAGCAGUGGUGGAAGCAGCUGGGGGCAGGCCAGAGACAACGUGCGAUGUGUGUGGGAAGGUGUUCCCUCAUCGGUCAGGGUUGGCCAAGCACCGUCGCUACCAUGCAGCUGUGAAGCCUUUCGGUUGUGAAGAGUGUGGAAAGGGUUUUGUUUAUCGUUCUCAUCUGGCUAUUCAUCAGCGCACACACACAGGAGAGAAGCCCUUCCCCUGCCCUGACUGUGGCAAGCGCUUUGUCUAUAAGUCCCACCUGGUAACCCACCGACGUAUCCACACAGGUGAGCGGCCCUACCGCUGCUCCUUUUGUGGGGCUGGCUUUGGACGCCGAUCCUAUCUCGUGACACACCAGCGCACCCACACAGGUGAGCGGCCAUACCCUUGUCCCCAAUGUGGCCGCAGUUUCAGUCAGAGCUCGGCCCUUGCCCGCCACCAGGCUGUCCACACUGCGGAGAAGCCUCACUGCUGCUCUGAUUGUGGACGGGCCUUUAGACUUCGAGCAGACUUCCAGCGUCAUCGAAGGGGAGGGAAGUGCUCUGAUCUUAGAGAAGAAGCAAGAAGAGAAGAGAGUGAGGGACCCGAGCUGGGUGGGGAGAGUCUGGACCCUGUAAACGAAGGCUCUGUUAUAGAUAGGAACUACCCUGAAUUGGGGAAUGGCUUUGGGGAAGGGGAAGGUCCUUCUCACCCUCUUGACUUCCAUUUCCCACUGCCACCCAAAUCUUGGCUUCAUGGAGAGAACCUCCCAAUGUUAGCCCUUCAGGAUUUUGGAGAAAGGGUGGCCCACGAGUUGGUUGAUGCUCCCCCUAUCCCUGGUCAUUUAGGGAGUCAGAUCUCUCUAAUUGAUGGGACAGCAAUGCCUUGUGACCCUUGUGCCAGUGGAUUGCUAUCUUUUGGCCCUUCAGUUGGGAGCCUCCUUUCUGACCCCCAGCCUUCUUCCAUGUUGGAAGAAGAGACUCCAUGGAUAUGCUCUGACUGUGGAAAGACCUUUGGGCGUCGGGCAGCCCUGGCUAAGCACCAGCGCUACCAUGCUGGGGACCGGCCACACCGCUGUGCAGACUGUGGGAAGAGUUUUGUGUAUGGGUCUCACCUGGCACGGCACCGGCGCACACACACAGGUGAACGCCCUUUCCCCUGUCCAGAGUGUGGGGCUCGCUUUGCCCGAGGCUCCCACUUGGCUGCCCAUGUGCGUGGCCACACUGGGGAGAAACCUUUUGUGUGUGGGGUAUGUGGGGCUGGAUUUAGCCGCAGGGCCCACCUGACAGCCCAUGGGCGGGCACACACAGGAGAACGGCCCUAUGCCUGUGGGGAGUGUGGGCGGCGUUUUGGGCAGAGUGCAGCCCUGACUCGGCACCAGUGGGCACAUGCAGAGGAGAAGCCACACCGGUGUCCUGACUGUGGCAAGGGCUUCGGCCAUAGUUCAGACUUUAAGAGGCACCGAAGAACCCAUACUGGGGAAAAGCCCUUCCGUUGUGCAGACUGUGGACGGGGUUUUGCUCAGCGCUCUAAUCUGGCUAAGCACCGCCGGGGUCACACGGGUGAGCGGCCCUUCCCUUGCCCUGAGUGUGGGAAGAGGUUCUCACAGCGCUCUGUGCUGGUCACCCACCAGCGAACGCAUACAGGGGAACGGCCCUAUGCGUGUGCAGCUUGUGGCCGUCGAUUCUCCCAGAGCUCUCAUCUCCUCACCCACAUGAAGACUCAUCGUGGGACAACGACAACUGGGCCAGCAGCCAAAGUGGAAGGGCCAGGGCAGAACCAAGCCAGUAGGCCUUCUGGGGAGAAAGAGGACAGUAGUAACACUGUGGUGGAAUUUGGGGGAAACUCUAGCUUUGCAUCUGAGGAACCCACCAUGUUCCCUGUCCCCUCCUGCUCUUAUGAGGAGACCCUCAUGUGAGGUGGGUGAGGAGGGAGGUGGGAGGAGGCAAGUCCCAAGAGACCAUUUGUCCCUUCCCUUUGUGACUCCUCAUGCACAGGGAGCUGGGUACAGGAAAUAACCCCUGUGAGAUCUCCUGUGUGUCACCUGACUUCAUGCUCCUUCCUACUUCUCUCUUUAGACCGUGACCCAGGUGGGAGGGAGUUGGGCUUAGCUGUUUUCUCUGAAGCCCCUGGCACUUCCCAGCUCCUCACAUUUGUGAUUCUCUCCUGCUCCAGUUCUCUAGUAGGAAGCUACAUUUCUGAAUGGGGCUGGCAAGGAAGAGGUGGCCUUUGGGCCAGGUGGGGUGAGAGCUGGGGUUUAGGAAAGAUUGAAGGAGAGAAAAGAUGCAGAAGAGUGAAGGUUGGCGUUGCAGCAGCCUGGAAUAUGAUGCCAUUUGGGGCUUAUAUAGUAGAGCAAACCAAUAGUCAUGAAUGGUGGUGUUAUUUAUUUUACUCGGAUGCAGAAUUGGGUGGAAAAACCCCUCAUAUGGUUUUCUUCUCUGUAAGCCUGGGUUUGAGCAACAGAAGGAGGCUCUUGCUUGGUAGCAUGGGACUAGAUAAGGGGAGCAGGGGUGUCUGUGAAACAAAGCUUAAGUCUGGGUUGCAGGUGCAGUGGAUGGAGCUGAGUGACUUUUAACUUGCAGGUAUGGAAUUCCCCCCCUCUUCUCAACUAAUUUUGUAAAAAGUGUUUGGUUAAUGGGUGACUUCAGGUCAAUUCAGUUCAUUUUAAUAUUGACUAGGAAGUGAUGUAACAACCUGGUAAUUCCUGUUGAUGCCAACUGGCAUCACUCUGGCAAGUUAAGUCCCUAUUCUAGGGGUAAGACUAGAUAAUUUCUAAGGCCUCUUCCAUCUCUAACAUUUUGUUUUCUAUGUUCUGAAGUUCUUUCCAGUUAUGA
Messenger RNA from Phascolarctos cinereus (koala), 5354 nucleotides. The record is from RefSeq and is a predicted model, not a curated record. Lineage: Eukaryota; Metazoa; Chordata; Mammalia; Diprotodontia; Phascolarctidae.